GUUUUCGAGCACCGAGAAAGUCUCGCAGCGUACGCAGCGCUUGACCCGAGUCUUGCAGAAUGAAAAGCCUCACAGACACCCUUUACGUGAUGUGGCUUCUAAAGACCCAAGGACCACCCACCUAGUAAUCUGCAAAGGCAAAGGCAGAAAUGGAUAUUCAAACACCACAGCCUCCGUUCUGUUAUUAAUUACUCUGUAGACAUGUGCCCAUACUGUAGGGAGUGAACUGCACCAAGGGGGAAAGUUCCAGGGGCCCCCAAACCACCAGCACUCUUGUUUUCCCCCUGGAGAGAAAGCAGAACUAUGGCGUUUUAUAGCUGCUGUUUCAUCCUUUUGGCAAGUACCUGGUGCACUUCUGCCUAUGGGCCUGACCAACGAGCCCAGAAGAAAGGGGACAUUAUCCUCGGGGGGCUCUUUCCUAUUCAUUUUGGAGUAGCAGCCAAAGAUCAAGAUCUAAAAUCAAGGCCGGAGUCUGUGGAAUGUAUAAGGUACAAUUUCCGCGGGUUUCGUUGGUUACAAGCAAUGAUAUUUGCCAUUGAGGAAAUCAACAGCAGCCCAGCCCUUCUUCCCAACAUGACACUGGGAUACAGAAUAUUUGACACCUGCAACACCGUUUCUAAAGCCUUGGAGGCUACCCUGAGUUUUGUGGCACAGAAUAAAAUUGAUUCUCUGAACCUUGACGAGUUCUGCAACUGCUCAGAGCACAUCCCCUCUACUAUUGCUGUAGUGGGAGCAACUGGCUCGGGCAUCUCCACAGCGGUGGCAAACCUGCUGGGCCUCUUCUACAUCCCCCAGGUCAGCUAUGCCUCCUCCAGCAGACUCCUCAGCAACAAGAAUCAGUUCAAGUCCUUCCUCCGUACCAUCCCCAAUGAUGAACACCAGGCCACCGCCAUGGCAGACAUUAUUGAGUAUUUCCGCUGGAACUGGGUGGGCACAAUUGCAGCUGAUGAUGACUAUGGCCGGCCAGGGAUUGAGAAGUUUCGAGAGGAAGCGGAGGAGAGGGACAUCUGCAUCGACUUCAGUGAACUCAUCUCCCAGUAUUCUGAUGAGGAAGAGAUCCAGCAAGUGGUAGAGGUGAUCCAGAAUUCCACAGCCAAAGUCAUUGUUGUUUUCUCCAGUGGCCCAGACCUUGAACCCCUCAUCAAGGAGAUUGUCCGGCGUAAUAUCACAGGGAGGAUCUGGCUGGCCAGUGAGGCCUGGGCCAGCUCUUCCUUGAUAGCCAUGCCUGAGUACUUCCAUGUGGUUGGAGGCACUAUUGGAUUCGCUCUGAAGGCUGGGCAGAUCCCAGGUUUCCGGGAAUUCCUGCAGAAAGUCCAUCCCAGAAAGUCUGUCCACAAUGGUUUUGCCAAGGAGUUUUGGGAAGAAACAUUUAACUGCCACCUCCAGGAAGGUGCUAAAGGGCCUUUGUCCAUGGACACUUUUAUGAGAGGUCAUGAAGAAGGUGGUGGCAGGAUAAGUAACAGUUCCACUGCCUUCCGACCUCUUUGCACAGGGGAUGAGAACAUCAGCAGUGUGGAGACCCCUUACAUGGAUUAUACACACUUACGGAUAUCCUACAAUGUCUACUUAGCGGUCUAUUCCAUUGCUCAUGCCCUACAAGAUAUAUACACAUGCUUACCUGGAAGAGGACUCUUCACCAAUGGUUCCUGUGCUGAUAUCAAGAAGGUGGAGGCUUGGCAGGUCCUGAAGCACCUACGGCACCUAAACUUUACCAACAAUAUGGGGGAGCAGGUGACUUUCGAUGAAUGUGGUGACCUGAUGGGGAACUAUUCCAUCAUCAACUGGCACCUCUCCCCAGAGGAUGGUUCCAUAGUGUUUAAGGAAGUCGGCUAUUACAACGUCUAUGCCAAGAAAGGAGAAAGGCUCUUCAUCAAUGAGGAGAAAAUCCUGUGGAGUGGGUUCUCCAGGGAGGUGCCAUUUUCCAACUGCAGUCGAGACUGCCUGGCAGGGACCAGGAAAGGAAUCAUUGAGGGGGAGCCCACUUGCUGCUUUGAGUGUGUGGAGUGUCCUGAUGGGGAAUAUAGCGAUGAAACAGAUGCAAGUGCCUGUGACAAGUGCCCCGAUGACUUCUGGUCCAAUGAAAACCACACUUCCUGCAUUGCCAAAGAGAUUGAGUUUCUGUCCUGGACAGAGCCCUUUGGGAUUGCACUCACUCUCUUUGCUGUGCUGGGGAUUUUCCUGACAGCCUUCGUGCUGGGUGUCUUCAUCAAGUUCCGUAACACACCCAUCGUCAAGGCCACCAACCGAGAGCUCUCCUACCUCCUCCUCUUCUCCUUGCUCUGCUGCUUCUCUAGCUCCCUGUUCUUCAUUGGUGAGCCCCAGGACUGGACAUGCCGCCUGCGCCAGCCAGCCUUUGGCAUCAGCUUCGUCCUCUGCAUAUCAUGCAUCCUGGUGAAAACCAACCGUGUCCUGCUGGUGUUCGAAGCCAAAAUCCCCACGAGCUUCCACCGCAAGUGGUGGGGGCUCAACCUGCAGUUCCUGCUGGUCUUCCUCUGCACUUUCAUGCAGAUUGUCAUCUGUGUCAUCUGGCUCUAUACCGCCCCACCCUCAAGCUACCGCAACCAUGAGCUGGAGGAUGAGAUCAUUUUUAUCACAUGCCAUGAGGGCUCACUUAUGGCACUGGGCUUCUUGAUUGGCUACACCUGCCUGCUGGCUGCCAUCUGCUUCUUCUUUGCCUUCAAGUCCCGGAAGCUGCCAGAGAACUUCAAUGAAGCCAAGUUCAUCACCUUCAGCAUGCUCAUCUUCUUCAUCGUCUGGAUCUCCUUCAUUCCAGCCUACGCCAGCACCUAUGGCAAGUUUGUCUCUGCCGUGGAAGUGAUUGCUAUCCUGGCAGCCAGCUUUGGCUUGCUGGCCUGCAUCUUCUUCAACAAGGUCUACAUCAUCCUCUUCAAGCCAUCCCGUAACACCAUUGAGGAGGUGCGCUGCAGCACUGCUGCUCAUGCUUUCAAGGUGGCAGCCCGGGCCACACUGCGCCGCAGCAACGUCUCCCGCAAGCGGUCCAGCAGCCUCGGGGGCUCCACGGGCUCCACGCCCUCAUCCUCCAUCAGCAGCAAGAGCAACAGUGAAGACCCGUUCCCACAGCCCGAGAGGCAGAAGCAGCAGCAGCAGCCACUGGCCCUGACCCAGCAAGAGCAGCAUCCACAGCAACCCUUGACCCUCCAGCAGCAGCCACAGCCACAGCCGCAGCCACAGCCCAGGUGCAAGCAGAAGGUCAUCUUUGGCAGUGGCACCGUCACCUUCUCACUGAGCUUUGACGAGCCUCAGAAAAGUGCCAUGGCUCACAGGAAUUCCACGCAUCAGAACUCCCUGGAGGCCCAGAGAAGCAACGAGACCCUGAGCAGACACCAGGCAUUGCUCCCGCUACAGUGUGGAGAGACAGACUCAGAACUGACUUCGCAGGAGACAGGCCUGCAAGGGCCUGUGGGUGGGGACCACCAACCAGAGACAGAAGACCCUGAGGAGAUGUCCCCGGCACUUGUAGUGUCCAGUUCACAAAGCUUUGUCAUCAGCAGUGGAGGCAGCACUGUCACAGAAAACAUACUGCAUUCAUAAAAUGGAAGAAGGUGGCCAGUCAGGAAGGAUCCAGAGGGGUUUCCUGGGAACACAUUCUCUGACAGGAACGAGGAAUCACCCCAGACUCCUUUCUUUUGUGGAAGGAGGAAUAAAACACACCAAACACCUUAAACUCUGUCGAACUGUUUGAAAUAACAGUGAAUUGACUCAUGUUCCCUUUAAAAUUAAAAAAAGAAGAGGAGCCACGUGACUCUGUGGUUGGAUAUG
Lontra canadensis (Northern American river otter) is the source of this 3780-nucleotide messenger RNA. RefSeq names its product calcium sensing receptor (gene CASR). Gene Ontology annotation, biological process: G protein-coupled receptor signaling pathway; intracellular calcium ion homeostasis; regulation of calcium ion transport. The coding region runs from base 304 to 3552 and encodes 1082 amino acids. Gene Ontology annotation, molecular function: calcium ion binding; G protein-coupled receptor activity. NCBI's taxonomy places the organism in Eukaryota, Metazoa, Chordata, Mammalia, Carnivora, Mustelidae. The transcript has 7 exons. The record is from RefSeq and is a predicted model, not a curated record. Gene Ontology annotation, cellular component: membrane.